Pseudomassariella vexata is the source of this 1179-nucleotide messenger RNA. RefSeq names its product Intradiol ring-cleavage dioxygenase. The record is from RefSeq and is a predicted model, not a curated record. Gene Ontology annotation, molecular function: ferric iron binding; oxidoreductase activity, acting on single donors with incorporation of molecular oxygen, incorporation of two atoms of oxygen. The transcript is spliced from 2 exons. The coding region runs from base 1 to 1179 and encodes 392 amino acids. NCBI's taxonomy places the organism in Eukaryota, Fungi, Ascomycota, Sordariomycetes, Amphisphaeriales, Pseudomassariaceae.
AUGCAUUAUACCAACACUGUCGCUGCUAGCUUGGCGCUGCUCGCCGGCUCGGCCAUGGCCCAUCCCGGCCAUGAUCUUCAGACGGAGAUCAAGGAGCGCCGCGAUUUCAUGAGCAAAGUCGCCCGCUCCGACCUGACCCAUUGUGCUGCCAAGCUGAAGGCCCGCGGUAUCGAGCAGCGCAACGUUGCUCGCCGAUCCCGCAUGGUUGAGGAGGCCAGAGCGAAGAGAGGCCUGAAAAAGCGCACUCUCGAGACUGUCCUGGCAACUGACCACAACGCGACUGACCUGGGCUACACCGCCGCCACUGACGCCGCCACCCUCUUCAGCGGCAACAGCUCCUGCAUUCUGACCCCCGAUGUUACUCAGGGACCCUACUACGUCGGCGGCGAGUACAUCCGCCGCAACAUCAUCGAAGAACAGGAGGGUAUCGAUACCGUCCUCGACUACCAAGUCAUCGACGUCGACACUUGCGACCCGGUUCCCAACGUCUACCUCGAGAUGUGGCACUGCAACUCCACCGGUGUCUACUCGGGCGUCGUCGCCUCCGGCAACGGUGAUUCCAGCGACACAUCCAAUAUCGACAACACCUUCCUGCGCGGUAUCCAAGCCACUGACGCCGACGGUGUCGCCCAGUUCGAGACGCUAUUCCCGGGACACUACACUAGCCGUGCCACCCACAUCCAUAUCCUGAUUCACACCAACGCAACCGUCUACCCUAACGGCACUUUGGGCAACGAGGUUUCCGCCAGCCACGUGGGACAAGCCUUCUUCGAUCAGGACCUCAUCACCGAGGCUGACACCAUUGCCCCCUAUAGCAGCAAUACGCAGGAGGUCACUCUCAACUCCGCCGACAGCAUCCUGUCCGAGGAGACCGCUACCGAUGGCGUGGACCCCUUUUUCGAGUACACUCUGCUUGGUGACGAGCUUGCUGAUGGUUUGUUCGGCUGGAUCGCGUUCGGUAUCAACACCACUGAGAGCUCUACUGUCAGCCCUGCUGUUUUCUUGUAUGCCAGCGGUGGUGUUGCGAACGAGAACUCAAACAUUGGCGGUGGCUCUGGCGGUGGCGCUCCUCCCGGUGAGAGUGGAAACACGACUUUUGGUGAUGCUCCUUCUACCACUUCUUCUUCCGUGGGCUUUGUUACCAGCACGGCAGCUGCUAAGAAGGCUAAGAAAUGCUAA